This is a messenger RNA of Eremothecium gossypii ATCC 10895, 2883 nucleotides long. It is a transcript of the gene DBP10, whose product is annotated as ATP-dependent RNA helicase DBP10. Gene Ontology annotation, molecular function: RNA helicase activity; ATP binding; RNA binding. The transcript has a single exon. NCBI's taxonomy places the organism in Eukaryota, Fungi, Ascomycota, Saccharomycetes, Saccharomycetales, Saccharomycetaceae. The coding region runs from base 1 to 2883 and encodes 960 amino acids. Gene Ontology annotation, cellular component: nucleus. The record is from RefSeq and is marked provisional.
AUGGGGCUUGCGAGUAAACGGAAGAGGGAUACCGAGGAACACUCGGAUGAAGGUGAGGACUUCGAUAUCGCGGGUAACAUCGCCUUAGACUCGGAAGAUUCUGAUGACAGCGUCUCCGACAGCGACAACGAGGUCCAGGAUAUCAUUGAGUUCUCGGAUGAUGAAAAACAGAAUGCGCCUCAAGUUUCGAAGACUGCAAAGGGAGCAAAGGGAGCAAAGGUUGCGGCGCCACGAAGUGACGCUGCUUUCCCGUCGCUGGAACUGUCCGAUGGCGAAGAUGCGGAUAACGGGGACAAGGACGACGUGGACAGUUAUUUCAAUACCACAUCGCAGUUAGCAGCUUCAAAAGCGAAGAAGGGCUCAUUUGCCAGCUUUGGUCUUUCCAAGUUCAUCUUGGGUAAUAUCUCGCGGAAGGGCUUCAGACAACCGACCCCGAUCCAAAGGAAGACUAUUCCUCUCAUCUUACAGCAAAGAGAUAUUGUUGGUAUGGCGAGAACGGGUUCUGGUAAAACUGCUGCCUUUGUACUACCCUUGAUCGAAAAACUGAAAAUGCAUUCUGCCAAGAUUGGCGCUAGAGCCAUGAUUCUGUCGCCGUCAAGAGAGUUGGCCAUGCAGACGCACAAGGUUUUCAAGGAGUUUGCCAAAGGGUCCAACUUGCGCUCUGUUCUACUCACUGGUGGUGAUGGGCUUGAAGACCAAUUCUCUAUGAUGAUGAGCAACCCAGAUGUCAUCAUCGCCACUCCUGGCAGAUUCUUGCAUCUGAAGGUUGAAAUGAAUUUGGACUUGCACAGCAUUGAAUAUGUGGUCUUUGACGAGGCUGAUCGUCUAUUCGAAAUGGGUUUUCAAGAGCAACUGAACGAACUGCUCGGUUCUUUGCCUACAGCAAGACAGACACUUCUAUUCUCUGCUACCUUGCCGAGCUCGUUGGUUGAUUUCGCCAAAGCUGGUCUUACAAACCCUGUUCUUGUGAGACUGGAUACAGAAACUAAGGUUUCAGAGAAUUUGGAGAUGCUUUUCCUCUCUGUUAAAAAUGAUGAGCGCGAGGCCAACCUACUAUAUUUACUCCAGGAGGUUAUAAAGAUUCCUGUUGCAACUGAAGAGCAGCUACAGCGCUUCAGAAAGCAAAGCAACGAUGAUGCGGAUGAUAGCGAUGAUGAAACUGAUAAGAAAAAGAAGCACAGUAAGAAAUCUAAACAACCCUUACCGUCCGCGAAGGAUAUGCCCUCUCCUAACUCCACCAUUAUUUUUGUUUCCACCAGGCAUCAUGUCGAAUAUGUCAGCAAUCUAUUAAAGGAUUGUGGUUAUUUGGUAUCUUACCUGUACGGAACUCUUGAUCAGCAUGCUCGUAGACAACAAUUGCACAACUUUCGCUGCGGGCUUACGAAUAUAUUGGUGGUGACAGACGUUGCAGCAAGAGGUGUGGAUAUUCCACUUCUAGCCAACGUUGUGAACAUGUCCCUGCCUGCAUCUUCCAAGAUUUUUGUGCAUCGUGUCGGUCGGACUGCCAGAGCAGGCAACAAGGGGUGGGCGUAUACUAUCCUGUCGGAAAGCGAACUACCAUACCUUUUGGAUCUAGAGUUGUUCUUGGGCAAGAAGGUGCUUCUGACGCCCAUGUACGAAGCAACCUGUGAUCUUCUCAAGAAAAAAUGGAUCUCGGAAGGAAAUGAGGGUGCUCUUUUCCAGCCACCAAAGAUCUCAUAUGUCAAUAGACUGAUUUUGGGUUCUGCCCCUAGAUUGGACUUGGAGGCCAUGGGUGAUCUCUUCAAAAACCUUGUCGAAUCCAAUUUUGAACUGCAGAACUUGAAAGCCGUUUCUAUAAAGGCUGAGAAAUUAUACCUUAGAACAAGGCAGCCUGCGUCCGCGGAGUCGAUCAAGCGCGCUAAAGAAGUGAUUGCUGCCGGAUGGGAUGAGCAGAACGUGCGCUUCGGAAAGAAUAUAGAGAAGGAGAAGCUAGAGUUCCUAGCUAAAUUGCAAAAUAGACACAACAAAGAAACUGUGUUUGAAUUUGCACGUAAUCAUGACGAUGAAAUGGCCAUCCUGAUGAAACGUCGCAGAAGACAGAUUGCCCCAAUACAACAGAGGGCAAAGGAAAGGCAGCAACUAUUAGAAAAAGAGCGCCAGGCAGGGUUGCGGCACACGUUGGAAGAUGAAAUCCUCAAAGGUGAAGAGAACGAGGUCGGCUAUUCGGUUCCGCAAGAACUCCUCAGAGACUUCGAGGAUGCAGAUGAACUGGCCGCAAAGCGCAAUACCAAGAAGGGCUUUAGAGAUGAAAACUUUUACCUGUCGCACUUUGCUCCUGCAAGCGACAUACAGGACAAGCAGUUGCAGGUAGCCUCCAGCUUCACAAAUGAAGUCAGCAAGGCAACGUUCGAUCUUCACAAUGAUGACAAGGUUCAGGUCCACAAGCAGACUGCCACAGUCAAGUGGGACAAGAAACGUAAGAAGUAUGUUAACGUUCAGGGUAUCGACAACAAAAAGUACAUCAUCGGAGAAUCUGGUCAGAAAAUUCCUGCAAGUUUCAGAUCCGGUAAGUUCGAUGAGUGGUCCAAGGCACGCAAGUUGGCACCAUUGAAAGUGGGUGCCAGGGAAUCCUCAAUUCCUGCGAACUUGUUGGCUGAUCCAACUGGUUCCCGUCUUGCAAAUGGUAAAUUCAAACACAAGCAAAUAAAGGCUCCAAAGAUGCCCGACAAGAACAGAGAUGACUACCAGUCCCAGCUCAAGAAGGUCAAUAAGGCUAUGGAGAGUGGUCUGCAUGUGAAGGGUUACAAUGCACCCGGUAUGAAGCAGGAACUGCGCACCACAGAGCAGAUACGGAAGCAAAGAAGUAUGGCAGAGAAGCGGAAGGCGAAGAACGCUAGGCCAGCAAAGAAGCGGAAGUUUUGA